Messenger RNA from Diversispora eburnea, 348 nucleotides. The record is from the annotation of a GenBank genome assembly. NCBI's taxonomy places the organism in Eukaryota, Fungi, Glomeromycota, Glomeromycetes, Diversisporales, Diversisporaceae.
AUGUUAUUUGAUUCUUUGGAACUUGAUACUUUAUUAUCAAUGGAUAAUAAUCUUAAUGUUAAUAUAUUGAAUAAUAAUAAUAAUAAUAAUCAAGAAUUAGAUGUAGCAUCAAAAAUAAUAGAACCUGGAAUAGAACAACAAAUAGAACAAUAUGGAAUACAACAGAAAGAUGUUAAUAAUAAUAAUAAUAAUAAUCAAGAAUUAGAUAAAGAUGUUAAUAAUAAUAAUAACAAUUAUGAAGAAGAUUUAAAUAAAUUACCAUUCUCUUCUUCUUUGAUAGAAGAAAUAAAUGUAAAAGAUAACAAUAAUGAUAACAACAUAAAUGAUAACAGCAUUAACAAACAAUAA